AUGCCGGAAAUACCGUUACCCGCCCUCCUGCAAAAGAUCCGGACCCUCGCCGGCCUCCUGUCCCAAGAACAAAAGAAAAUGGUCAAGGCCCAGGAGUCACUGACAUUCAGCGAUGUGGCUGUGAAGUUCACCUGGGAGGAGUGGCAGCUCCUAGACCCUACUCAGAAAGACCUGUACUGGGACGUGAUGUUGGAGGACUAUAGCAACCUGGUAUCCAUUGGGUGUCAAGUUAGCAAACCAGAUGCACUCUCCAGGUUGGAACGAGGGAAACAACCAUGGACUAUAUUAGACGAAAGCCAUCGUGUAAUCUUUUCAGAAAUCAUGAAUAUUGAUGAUCAUCUGCUUGGGCACUCACAAGAAGAAAUAAGGAUGGACAGAAUGGAACAAUGCCCUGAACAUGAUGCACUGGAAAAUAUCCACCGGCACAAAAAUCAUUUUCCUUUAAGGGAAGAUCAUGCUGUAUUUGACUUACAUGAAAAAGGUAUGAAAUCAAAUUUAACUUUACCUGCAGUCAACCAGAGCAAAAGCGAUGAAAUAAAGAACUCUGAUGAGCUUAAUGGAAAUGAGAAAACCUUUCUCCUUGCUGACCAGGAACAAUUUUGUACUGAAGUGAAAUUUCUUGAGAGUCAAAAAUCCAACAGCACGACAUCCCAAUUCACUAAGCAUCAGAAAAUUAACAAAAUAGAGAAACCACAUGUAUGUAGUGAAUGUGGGAAAGCCUUUAUCAGGAAGUCUUUCCUCACUGAUCAUGAGAUCAUUCAUACAGGAGAGAAACCAGGAAAGAUGCCCUUUUCAUGCAGUGAAUGUGGAAAAUCUUAUUCCCAGAAUGCAACUCUCAUUGGACAUCGGAAAAUUCACACAGGAGAGAAACCCUUUCAAUGCAGUGAAUGUUCAAAAGCCUUCAGAACAAAGCUAGAGCUCAUUGUACAUCAGAGAUCUCAUACAGGAGAGACACCGUGUUGCUGCAGUGAGUGUGGACAAACAUUUGCCUAUACUUCUUCCUUUUACUCACAUAAAAGAAAACACAAAAGACAGAAAGGUGUAAAUUCAAUCAAGUUGGAAGACUCUUCCACAACAAGUCACAGCUCAUUAUGUAUCAGUGAUCUUAUGCAGGUAAAAAGCCCUGUUAAUACAGUAAGUCUGCAAAUGCCUUCUGUGGCAGCUGAGACAUCAGUAAACAUCCGUGGGCUCCUAACUAACACCACAGUCCUUGUGGGACAACCUGUUGGUAGAUGUGAACCCUCAGCAAAUAAUAGAGAGUUUGUACAGCAAAGAAACCUUAUGAAUGCAGUGAAUUUGGUGGUGCCUUCAGUGGUCAAUUAUGUCUUAUUUUAUGUCACAUAA
Molecule: messenger RNA, 1344 nt
Organism: Trichechus manatus latirostris (Florida manatee)
Lineage: Eukaryota; Metazoa; Chordata; Mammalia; Sirenia; Trichechidae
Product: zinc finger protein 350-like
Biological process (GO): regulation of DNA-templated transcription
Source: RefSeq, a predicted model, not a curated record